Molecule: messenger RNA, 4063 nt
Organism: Lates calcarifer (barramundi perch)
Lineage: Eukaryota; Metazoa; Chordata; Actinopteri; Centropomidae
Gene: kctd5b
Product: potassium channel tetramerization domain containing 5b
Exons: 6
Coding region: 158-832 (224 amino acids)
Biological process (GO): proteasome-mediated ubiquitin-dependent protein catabolic process; protein homooligomerization
Cellular component (GO): cytoplasm; Cul3-RING ubiquitin ligase complex
Molecular function (GO): cullin family protein binding
Source: RefSeq, a predicted model, not a curated record
CUGUCGGUGCUGGUGGAGUGGGUUAGUAGGAGUGGCCGAGGAGCUGGCAGUCUGCUUUGCAUGAAUCGUGGACUCCAAGUUAGUGGCUGCAGCUUAGAUAUUUCCUGUCAGCCGCACAGACAGAGCCGAAGCCAGGGCGGAGGAGACGAGGAGAGGGAUGGCAGAGAACAGCUCCGAGACGAGCGGCUCCGUUCCCCGGAGAUGUUUGGCCCAUUCUCCGGCGGAGAGAAACAUUUCAUCCGGUGUUGGGGCAUCGAAGUGGAUUCGACUGAACGUCGGGGGCACGUAUUUCUUAACAACGAGACAGACGCUGUGUCGAGAUCCAAAAUCAUUUCUGUACAGACUGAGCCAAGCUGACCCCGAGCUCGACUCCGACAAGGAUGAAACUGGUGCCUAUCUCAUAGACAGAGACCCUACAUACUUUGGGCCAGUGCUUAACUACUUGAGGCAUGGCAAACUGGUGCUCAACAGGGACUUGGCAGAGGAAGGCGUGUUAGAAGAAGCUGAAUUCUACAACAUCACAUCAUUAAUAAAGCUCAUCAAGGACAAGAUCAGGGAACGCGACUGCAAAACAUCACAGGUUCCGGUGAAACAUGUGUACCGGGUGCUGCAGUGCCAGGAGGAGGAGCUGACACAGAUGGUGUCCACCAUGUCUGACGGCUGGAAGUUCGAACAGCUGGUCAGCAUAGGCUCCUCUUACAACUACGGAAACGAAGACCAAGCCGAGUUCCUGUGUGUAGUCUCCAAGGAGCUGCACAAUCAAUCAUACGGGACAAACAGUGAGCCCAGUGAGAAGGCUAAGAUUCUUCAAGAGAGGGGUUCCCGGAUGUGAAGAGGACCCAGUAUUAUGAGCUCCAGGUGUUAUGAUGCAAACAUAUCAUCUUUGUGGAAGAACGUUUAGCACAAUGGAGAUUUAGGGGGGGGGUGCAUUUAUUUUGUGUUUUCCCUCCAUUUUUGUUUUUAUUUCUUGAUGUAAAUAAGUCUGUUUACUGACAGUUUGUGCCUGUACAUUUAAACUGGACCUUUUUGAAUUUGCGGCAAUUUUUUUUUUUUCUAAUUGAAAGUAAGGAAUUGCAAUUUACAAAUGUUUUAUGCUAUAAGAUAUGGCCAUCAUCAUAUAAGGCCAAUGAUUCACUCAGGGUCAUCUGUUGAAUUAAUUAUAUCAUCCAACUCAAGGGUCUGGUAAGGGAUCAGUAUGGUCUUUAUAACUCAAAAGUAUCAACUCAAAAUCAUUGUUUAAAUAUGUUAAGAAGGGAAUUGUGCAUUUAUUUAGCACGUGUUAUAGAGUUAGGCUAUUAAAUGUGAAAUUCACCCCAAAAACAAAUCCGUAAAAUGUUUUUCCAAAGAUUUCAAUCUGUUAUACUGAGAUUUGUGAUCAUGAGGAUCCCGACUACUAUCACACAUUUUGUCAGGCGUAGUUGAGGUGACAUUUUACUUAUAUUUAUAAUAUUUUUCCAGUAACUACUCAUGAUGAUGAAAAAAAGGAUCAAAAAUGUCACUGUGAUUUGACUGUAUAGGUUAAGGGGCAUUAGGUAAUUUAUUACUUACAGGGCUUUUAUUGGUGAUGAGGAAACAACCUGUAAUGAAGAGAAGAAAGUCCCAUCUUCACAUAGACUAAACUAAUGAGAGAGACACUGCAGAUAUUGUGAUGCAAGAUACUUCUUUAUCAUUCACUUUCUUAGCUUGAGAAGUAAAUGUGUUGCUACUGCUGCUUGUGGCACCAUGUACUCUUUAUCUCGCAACCUUAGUAACCCAGUUACUCACUGAUAUGGUCAUUGUGUGCUGUGAGAUUUAGUAAUUAUUAAAUGUUCAGCAAGUCCACUUAGCUGUAUUAUAAGAAUCAUUUUUUUAGUAUUGGAGACACAUUUAACUGCAAACAUUCAUUCACAAUGUAAGAUUACUGCAGUUUCUACAUGGAAUUUUAUUAGUGUAAGGAACCAAAACUUUGCUCUCUAAAUGUUGUGUAAGUUUAUAUCAAGUUUAAUCUGUCAAACAUUUUUUCUGAACUUCUAGUUUAGUUUGAGACCUCAUGUUCAUAAAUCUAAAGUUAACUACCAAAAAAAAAAAAAGGAAGGAAGGAAAAAAAACAAAGGUGUUUCAAAUAUGUUUUACAACAUUAAUAUUUUUUUAAAUAUCAGUGUCCUCCAAUAAUGUCCUGUUUCCUGUCAGGAAAAACAUCCUCGAGACAAUGGCGUCUUUAUUAAUUUUUUUCCCACUGACUUCUGAGUUUUUCUUAAAUGGCUUAUUUUGUAUGUUUGAGGGAACAUCUUGUUUAAGAUCUUUUUUUGAGGGGGAAGUAUUUGUUGUGUUUGAGGUUUGGGGACUGGAACUGUUUGAAGGCAGUGGUGAAGGACUUUCUGUUCAUAUCAAGAGGAUUUUGUUUUGAUGUAAAUAAUCCAAAUUGAAUAUUAAUAUUUAACUCUAAAAGAAACUGCACGUUUUGUACACUGUAAAGAAAACACAACUUCGGAUGGAAGUUGUUUAUACUGGAUCUUAAAAGAUGAGAAAAAUCUUGACAAUGUUAACUUCUGUUUCGCAUUGUUUGUACAGGACUCCUUAGAGAUUUCCGAGUUAGGGUUGAAACAGCUGAUGCUGAAUACGGUGUCUUUCACUGAGAACAUGCCUGGAACAUGUUUUGAUAACCAAUAACAAAGCUAUACUUGGCUGGCUAUGAAGUUGACUGUUACAUUUAAAAACAAAUGUAUUUUUUCCUGCAGUGUGAUAGAUUCUUCUAAGCAUUUUGAAUUGUGUAGAUUUCGUACACAGCAUUACAAGCACUACAGUGGAAAACAACACUGUGCACAUUUGCUUACAGCCUGUAAUGUUGUUAAUGUAAAUACUGCAUUUUAGAACACUUUUUUUUAUAGAAAGUUGUUUUCAGGUUUGAUGUGUGGUUUUUUUGAUAGGUUGGAUAUUUCAUUCACAAAUAAUCAUUUAGUGUUGCCUUUUUCCCAAUGACCAAAAUCCAAUGUCUUAUGUGUAUUGUACACAUUGAUCUUAGUGUCAGGGAUGAGUAAACUUUUCUUAAUGCUGGCACACUUUGUACAUAUAGACUUGUUAACGACACACAAACCUCCAUUUACUCACAUGUACACGUAUACACUUGACUAAAACAAUUUUUAUAUUGUCGGGGAAACAAGUAUGGAUGCAUGUUUUUUUUGAUAUAGACACACAAACACACACAAGGGCUUUUAAAGUGCAUACAAUUUGAGAUCUGCAAAGAGGUUCAAUCAAAGUAGACUGGAUUUCCUGCCAGAGCUAGGCUAUGUUUACAUUUGCUAUAGUAUUCUGAAGCCUUCCAAUAAUGUACUGUCUUGCACUCCCUCACACACGUUAACAUACGUCUGACUUGUGUGACUGCACCAGGGACAUCUAGCACUCCCCACUCCACAUGAACUGAUACUCACACAGACAUUAUAAGAUACUCCAUCCAUUUCUGACAGCCUAUGCUUGAGCGUUGCAGACAAUCUUGCUUUUUGCCCUCUCUGACGGCCAAGCUGCUCACUUUUAACAGGAUGAAACUUUACCUGUGUUGGUUCAGAGCUAAGAUUUAUAGGGGUCUUCUUUUGACUUCUUUUUUUCCUGCAAUGAGAUUUAACAUGUUUUGUGUUUGAUUUGCUUGAUUCAGUUGUAACCUCAUUUGAUAUACUCUGGUCUGAGGUGUUAAACCCCUCUUCUUUAGCAGCUACAUUACCUUUAAUGCCCUUCACAAACAGGUUGUCUUGUUGAGCAUUUGGCAUUGAUAAUCAUUUAAUGUGAUGGACAAACUUAUCAAAUCUGUAGCCUAAUACUUAUAAGUGCCCAGUUUGUUUUGCAUUCAAGUAAGCCACAGACCACUGUAAUGCAUGAUUGAAGAUGAUCACACUUGUAAUCAGAGGGAAUGAAUGUGUCAUUUUUCCUCAAUCUAACAGUUACAUCGAUGAAUAAGGUUCUCAUAUCACUACAUAGAUCACUUCUAUAUGAUCUUAUGCAAUGUUAAAAAUGUACAAACUAAGUAUGAGGUUAAGGGGAUAGAUCUAUAUGGUCUUGCAUAAGGUAAACACAAUAAAGAUGUUGUCAUUUA